AUGGACGAGAAUUUCUACACGGAGACCGAGCUUCGGCUUGUGACAGAAAGACAUCGAAAGUAUCAAGGGACCGCAAAAAUUAACAUUAGUCAAAUCGUUCCUCACCCGUCUGUCUCUCAACAUUUGAACGCCAGAAAUGUGCAAAGGCUUUGUGAAGUAUUUGAAAAAGAAGGUUGCCGGCGACUCGAUCUCUACAAUCAUGUUAGUGCUGUCGUGUCGAGCCAGCAUCUUCAUGAUGCUCUUCGGUUGGCACAGGUGAGUGCCGCCGAAAUGAUGACCGACCAACCGAAUCGAUACCCGUACCUGCAAUUCAACACCGAUCAGGUAAAGUGUCUACAUGGUCAACAUCGAUUGAAAGCUGGUGAGGAGCAUUUACCACCCAUCGACCAAUGGUGGACCGUCGAUUUGUACUCGGAUGAUAUCAGCGCCGGCCUGCAAACAGCCAUAGUUGAAGAAUACUCAAAUGAAAAAAGCCCGACCGAUGGUGAAAUCUACCGCAAAGUACGGCAAUAUAGAUACGAGGCAAAUGCACACUUUGAGAACCGUUGGCUGGCACGAUUGUCAGAGAACAAGGCUAGAAGACUUCGUGGAUUGGAGUCUCAUCCAAAUGUUAGAUCUGCUUUUGAUUCCUUGCUCGCCAUACCCGCUCUAGUAGUCCAUGGUAUGCAGAUCGGUUCUUUUCCACAAGCGCUGGCUAUUUGCUGUGAUGAGGAGAUCGUGCAUGCGCUAAAUAAACUCCUAGAAUUCUGGUCAUCACUUCUGGAAAAUGACCGUAUCAAAAUGCUCAAGGUCGACCCACAUACAGUGGAAGUCUUACAACUUUUGGCACCCGGUGUUUCUUCGAAAGACAGAAUAACUGUGAAAGGUCUGGUGCAUAGCGGUGAAGUGUUUCCUGGAUUCACAGCAUCAGAACGCUCGUCGAUCUGGAAACGAUUGAGAAAUAUAGAAGGCGUCAUACCGUCUCUACAUACCUUUUUCAAGAAUCUAUGGUACCUGGAGUCCUGUGCAAACUGCAUGAAACGACUCGUCACACCAACCAAAUCUUUCCCGACGAUCAAAAGCGCCAUGCGUGCCGCGUUCUUACCGUCCGACCCUGACAGUGCGCGUUUCCCCAUACAGAUAUCGGAAUCAGAGUUUCGUGAAUGUUCAAAUACUCAUGUGGAUCAUGCGGAGCUUGGAUACAGACAACUUUGGCUUUAUGCUAUGCGCCACUACCCAAGGUUAUCCAAGAAAAGGCAAAAGAAGGACCAUAUCGCAAAGCCCCAACAUGAAACGGUGGAUGAUAUGACCCUAUACGACAUGGCUAUACUUGCAAAAAAGCUUGGAUUUAAAUCACCUGAGAUCGAAGAGCUCAUCCAAGAAUCACCAGAUCGUCAAAUCGCCCGAGACGCUCUUCUGAAGGCUCGCCGGCCAGAUUGUUACCGGUAUGACGAGGGAGAAGUUGAGGCACUCACCAGCAAAAUCAUCGAUUGCUUCUUACGGGCCAUCCCUCUUGACCAUCGGCCGCCUACGAAAUACGCCGGGGAAGAGAGGUCAAGAAAGAGGCUCGACAGGGACACCCUCAAGCCAGGGAGCAGUUGCAAGAUCGCCAAUUCCUUUUUAUUGACCAAAUACAUGAUGGGUCUCUCCCAGAUGUACAGAAGGUCACUUCAUUCUUUGUGA
Messenger RNA from Penicillium chermesinum, 1662 nucleotides. RefSeq names its product DUF3723 domain-containing protein. The record is from RefSeq and is a predicted model, not a curated record. Bases 1 to 1662 code for a protein of 553 amino acids. The transcript has 3 exons. NCBI's taxonomy places the organism in Eukaryota, Fungi, Ascomycota, Eurotiomycetes, Eurotiales, Aspergillaceae.